AAUACGGAGUACCGAGCUACCGCGCCCGUGGUGGUUACGCCCAGCUUCUUGACACAACCGAACCCGACGACAUUUCUUCGAGAUGCGACCUUCGCUGUUCGUAUGCCCCCCCGCUAUCGAGUCAAGCUAGUGGCAUCAAAAUAUCCACGCGACUGCUUAGCACUGUGUAAUGGAUUGGGCACUUCUGCCUACUGGUGUAUCUCUCCCCAACUCCCUAAGCUGAACGCUCCAUCCAUCCUAUCUAUCCGUCCGUCAACCGACAAUCUUCGAGGCCGUCACGCGCCCUGCCCCCUGCGAACAUCACCUCUCGCCUUUGCUUCAUCCUCCACUCCCGACGUCUCCGGCGGGCUCUUGUUCCGUCUUCUAGCGCUUGUUUGAAUUAGACGUACGGUAUAGAAGUCAUUGGAUUGUCGUUGGAAUGGGCCCAUCGUCUACAGCCUGACGCUUCUUCUUUGUCCUUCCGGGACAGACGUAUCGAUCGAUUCUAAUGCGUCGUUCAUGAGGACUAUGC
This is a messenger RNA of Sodiomyces alkalinus F11, 511 nucleotides long. RefSeq lists its product as hypothetical. The transcript has a single exon. Bases 103 to 378 code for a protein of 91 amino acids. The record is from RefSeq and is a predicted model, not a curated record. Lineage: Eukaryota; Fungi; Ascomycota; Sordariomycetes; Glomerellales; Plectosphaerellaceae.